This is a messenger RNA of Aaosphaeria arxii CBS 175.79, 1030 nucleotides long. Its product is annotated as carbohydrate-binding module family 1 protein. Gene Ontology annotation, cellular component: extracellular region. Gene Ontology annotation, biological process: carbohydrate metabolic process. NCBI's taxonomy places the organism in Eukaryota, Fungi, Ascomycota, Dothideomycetes, Pleosporales. The coding region runs from base 4 to 933 and encodes 309 amino acids. Gene Ontology annotation, molecular function: cellulose binding. The record is from RefSeq and is a predicted model, not a curated record. The transcript has 3 exons.
GCUAUGAAGAUCCAGUCCCUCAUCAGCGCGGCUGUUCUUGCUGCAUCCAAUGUCUCGGCCCACACUAUCCUCCAGAAGAUCUCCGUGAAUGGUGCGGAUCAGGGCCAGUUGAAGGGUGUCCGUGCCCCCGAUAGCGACUACCCCAUCCAGAACGUCAACGACGCUAGCUUCGCUUGUAACAAAGACAUCAAGCACAAGGACAACACUGUCAUCAACAUACCAGCUGGAGCCAAAAUAGGCGGAUGGUGGGGUCACGUGAUAGGCGGAGCACAGGGAGCAAAUGAUCCAGAUCACCCAAUCGCGAAGUCACAUAAGGGACCUAUCAGCUACUGGCUUGCAAAGGUGGACAGCGCCGCAAACACUGGCACAACAGGUCUUCAGUGGUUCAAGGUGGCCCAUGAGGGACUUUCCAACGGCAAGUGGGCCGUCGAUAACAUGAUUGCGAAUCAAGGCUGGCAUUACUUCACGAUGCCAUCCUGCAUUGCCCCAGGAGAAUAUCUUCUCCGAGUCGAGCUCCUCGCCCUUCACAGCGCGGGCCAAUCUGGACAGGCUCAGUUUUACAUGGAGUGCGCUCAAAUCAAGAUUACAGGCAGCGGUACUAGCAAGGGCUCAAACUUCGUUUCAUUCCCAGGAGCGUACAAGAGUAACGACCCUGGCAUCUUGUUGUCCAUCUACGAUACCACUGGCCAACCAUACAUGGGAGGAAAGCCAUACCAGAUCCCAGGACCAGCUCCUCUUGUCUGUGGUGCCGAUAGUGGAUCGGGAGGUCAGACUCCUGAGGUGACUCCGCCUGUCCCAGGAAAUGGCGCGGGGGGUGCGACCGCUCCGCUCUACGGUCAGUGUGGUGGUAACACUUGGACUGGACCAACGGCAUGCGCUGAAGGUGUUUGCAAGGCAUCUGGUGAAUACUACAGCCAGUGUGUGCCAAAUUAGGGUGCAGCUCGAACAUAGCGCAUAAUAGCAAUGCCACUGUACUUUUCGUUCCUGAUGAUCGGGAACUAAGAAUGCAUUUAUUAGUGAGCCAAAGAAC